Molecule: messenger RNA, 255 nt
Organism: Racocetra persica
Lineage: Eukaryota; Fungi; Glomeromycota; Glomeromycetes; Diversisporales; Gigasporaceae
Source: the annotation of a GenBank genome assembly
AACCAACGAAUAAGUCUUUAUCUAAAAAUAAACUUCCAGAAAAUAAAUUAGAUAAUAUUUCUAAAUCUCCAUUAUUUUUUACAAGUGCAAAUACUAUAACUAUUCAAGAUCAUUUAAAUCGAUUAGGUAGCAAUAUUUCACAAGCAAUUAUUAAAAAAAAUAAAUAUAUCGUAGAAGAGUAUGAUCUUAGUAGUUUGUUAUUUAAAUAUAUUGGAUACAUUUAUAUCAUAACUGAGGAUAAAGAAUUUGCUACUG